UGCGAUUCCCAUUUUUCUUAACGACAAAUUUCGUAUCGUUAGCUAACGGUUCCGACAAGUUUCGUUAAGUGCUAUUCCCAAACACACUUUUAGCGAAUAUUGUCGGUAGGUUUGACAGUUGCCUAACGAAAUUUGUUGAUAGCCUAGCUACGAAUAUUUUGCCGUUGAAAAGCCUAACGAUAAAAUUGGUUUAAGUUUUUAUUGAGAAAAAUUAGGCAAAAUUCAUCGGUAAGCAAACUAUUAUAAUAAAAACUUAUAAAUUCGUUUAUAAAAAAUACAACUUUUUAGAAAACGACAAUGGCGUUCCAGUUUCUUGGAUACGAUGCGGAAAUGGCCCAACAACGACAAGGAGCAAGGAGUUUUGCAGCAGAACGCGCUCUACUAAGAGAAGUGGACAGCCCCUUUGAUUUGGACGAGGGCCAAUUUAAAAGGUUAUACCGGCUGACCCCCAAUCUUGUUUAUGAAAUCAUAGACAAAAUUGGCAGUCGUCUUGAAAGAAAAUAUGUAUCAGCAUUAUCGGCUGAAAAACAGGUAAGAGAUCUCAAACUUCUUGAUCAUCAAACAAAGGCCAUCAAUUUAAAAAGGGAAUUCGUCGAUUUUCAGGUGCUUGCAGCGCUUCGUUUUUAUGCGACCGGCUGCUACCAACGGCCAGUGGGAGAGCAAUGGGGACUCUCAAUGAGUCAGUCUUCCAUUAGUCGUUCAAUUCAUAGGGUAACUGAUGCCAUAAAUGAAACUAUGUUUAUGGAAAACGUACGUUACCCGAUGACGGUAGUUGAACGACAGGUUGCCCGAAGUAUUUUUUCAGCAGCGCGUGAGCCUUUUGAUGGCGCUAUUGGUGCAAUUGAUUGCACGCACAUAGCAGUUAUCGGGCCAAAAGAUCAUGAGGAGGCAUACAUUAACCAUCACGGCUAUCACUCGAUAAACGUUCAAAUGGUGUGUGAUCCGAACCUCAAAAUUUUGAGUGUAAAUGCGAGAUUUCCCGGUGCACGUCAUGAUGCAUAUAUAUGGAAUGCAUCCGCUGUUCGGAGAGCAAUGAAGCGAGCGUAUGAUCGGGGAGACCAUAGCACAUUUUUAAUAGGAGACUCGGGUUACCCAUUAGAGCCAUGGCUGAUGACACCUCUAUCAAACCAGAGAGAAGGUACACCGCAAUUUCGAUACAAUGAGGCUUUAUGUAAAGCAAGGAACUGUGUCGAACGACUAUUUGGAGUUUUGAAGGGAACAUGGCGAUGCCUUUCGAAGCAGCGAGUACUUAUGUACGAGCCAGGCUUCGCUGGCAGGAUUGUAAACUCCUGCGCAGCUCUGCAUAAUAUGCGACUCAACACAGUUGAAAACAACAGCGAUAUACAAAGUGAAGAUCGAAUUGUGGAAGCAGUUUUGGAAGAAGAUUGGGAAGAAUCCAUUCACCCAUCAGCUCUCGCCAAGAGAAUGCAAGAGCGCCUUAUAGCUGCUAAAUUUACUUAAAAAAAAUCAACUAAUAAAUAUUUAUCACAUACAUACAAACAUACAUAUGUGCUUUUUAUUAUUACAUUUUAUUUAUUACACCACUUAGGCAAAGGUUUUGAUAGUUGAUCUUGCUUAAUUGCGGCAUUCUAAAUUCAAUGGAUUCUCCCGUUCUAUCAGAUUGGCUCCAGUUUUCGA
This is a messenger RNA of Rhagoletis pomonella (apple maggot), 1638 nucleotides long. RefSeq names its product putative nuclease HARBI1. The record is from RefSeq and is a predicted model, not a curated record. The coding region runs from base 298 to 1461 and encodes 387 amino acids. Lineage: Eukaryota; Metazoa; Arthropoda; Insecta; Diptera; Tephritidae. The transcript has 3 exons.